This is a messenger RNA of Drepanopeziza brunnea f. sp. 'multigermtubi' MB_m1, 582 nucleotides long. RefSeq lists its product as uncharacterized. Lineage: Eukaryota; Fungi; Ascomycota; Leotiomycetes; Helotiales; Drepanopezizaceae. The record is from RefSeq and is a predicted model, not a curated record.
AUGCAGUCCAUCCCAGUCUCAAUCUGCUACGCCUUCCUCCUGCUUUCGUUGGCAAUCCAUGACGUCCCCAUGGCUCAGGCUGUCUUUGCUAUCGUGCUUUCCAUCGCCGAUCCCUUCGGCCCUCAAGACUGGUAUCCUCUCAUGUAUUUACUCAUCCUAGAGGGAAUCAUGCUCUUCCAGGAUCAGGAUAGCACAGAACUUCCCGAGAUCAUCUUGUGGGGUGUCGAUGGACGAGCCAUACUCGCAGAGGAUGAGGGGAUGGAUAUGGCGAACGGCCAAGGUGAUGAGAACGAUGAUGGCAAGGAUGGAGACGCUGGCAGGGGCUUUCUGGGAGGUGAAUUCGAAGACAAGCUCUGCGCGGCAAUCGAAAUGCCUCGCGAACUCAUCGCCGUCACAGCCAGGUUCAUAGAAGACUCCACCUCCACGCCCAUGCUCUCGUCUUUCUAUGUCCUCGGAAAUAGUGCAAGUCAAUAUCAAUCCAUCUGCCUCCAACUCAUCUCGUAUAUCAGGUGGUUUCAACUGGAUGAGCACGACAAGGAGUGGAUGGACGCACUGGCGGAACUAGAAGACGAUACGAAGUAG